CGGAGUCAGGGCAGAGUUUGUCUGAACACAGGGGCACAGCUCCAUCCUUACAUGCAGUAACUGCAAACUCAAUGAAUUACAGGCGACUAUAGCACUGACCCUUCCUGUAGACUUUCUGCAUGGCAAAAUCCUUAGACAGUCCUUAAAAUCAUCGAACAGAUGAUACAAUCUUUUUAUUUUAUACAUUUUAUAGCUUAGUGAGAUCUCCACCAUGGUGCUAGGAAAGGUAAAGAACUUCUUCGUCAGCUACGACUGUCUCAAUGACAGCAAUGUCCCGGUAUUCGCCAGUGGGGACGUUGUCUCUGGUCGAGUGAUCGUUGAAGUUACCGGAGAAAUUCGCGUGAAAUCAAUGAACAUUCACGCGAAGGGACUGGCGAAAGUUCGUUGGACUGAGUCACGCAAUGCGGGGUCCAACACUGCCUAUACACAGAAUUUCACGGAAGAAGUGGAGUAUUUAAACCACAAAGACGUCCUAAUUGGACGUGAUCGAGAUGAUGACAACUGUGACGACGGCUUCACAAUUAUUCACUCAGGUCGACACGAGUUUCCCUUCAGCCUUGAACUGCCUCAGAUGCCUUUGGCUACAUCAUUUGAAGGCAAACAUGGCAGUGUACAGUACUGGGUGAAGGCAGAGCUCCACAGACCGUGGCUCCUGCCCAUGAAAGCCAAGAAGGAGUUCACUGUCUUCGAGCACAUUGACAUCAAUACUCCACUGUUACUGUCUCCUCAGGCUGGCACAAAGGACAAAACGCUUUGCUGCUGGUUCUGCACCUCAGGGCCUAUUUCACUAAGUGCCAAAAUUGAAAGAAAGGGCUAUACUCCAGGCGAGUCCAUCCAGAUCUUUGCCGAGAUUGAAAACUGCUCUUCCCGUGUGGUUGUGCCAAAGGCAGCCAUCUACCAAACUCAGACCUUCUUUGCCAAAGGCAAGGUCAAGGAGAUCAAACAGCUUGUUGCUAACCUCCGUGGAGAUCCUCUACCAUCUGGCAAGACCGAGACUUGGGACAGCAAGAAGCUGAAGAUUCCACCCAUUUCUCCUUCCAUUCUGGACUGCAGCAUCAUCCGAGUGGAAUAUUCACUCAUGGUGUACGUGGACAUUCCUCGGGCUGUGAACCUGACCCUGAACCUACCCCUGGUGAUCGGCACUAUCCCACUCCACUCCUUUGGCAGUCGUACCUCUUCUGUCAGCAGCCAGUGCAGUAUGGCCAUGAGUUGGUUGGGGUUGCCCGAGAGGCCUGAAGCUCCACCAAACUACUCUGAAGUCAUCACAGAUGAACAGCGACAUAAUCUAGAGUUCCCAACUGCAAGGGAUGAGAUCGAAGGACCACUUUAUGCCUACAUUCAUGAGUUCCGUUACCAGCCUCCACCCCUGUAUUCCGAGAUUGACCCCCAUCCUGAAGAGGAUUGUGCCCCAAUGGACAGGAGACCAGAUACCUGUCCAUCCCGCUGAAGUAGUGACCACACCUGACCAGUGCUGUCAGGGAUCUCUAAUCUCUACAAACUUAUCCCCUCAACUGGGGUUUGUUCUUCCUCCAUGUGGAGGCACGAUGCAGAUGGAUAUCCUCCAGGAAACACUCCCAGUCCUAGGAUUGUCCACUUGGUUGAAUCCAGCUCAGUGGCCCAUGCUGAAGACCUCAAGCGAUCCUCCCCUUCCAUCCCCGGUGAAAAGAGCACAGACAAGAUUUGUAGGCGUAAAACUGUGCCCUUGACAUUGAGAAGGACUAAACACAAAGUCACUGAAUGCUAGAAUGCUAGAAUGCUGUGACCAAAAUUCUCGAAACUUGUUCCACGUUUUUGAUGUUAUUCUUCACUUAUUUCAAUAAUACAGAAACAACGUGAUGUUUAGGGACAAGACAACCACCUUUAGACAAACAAGUAUCUCCCAACAACCAAUGCAAAUCCUACAACCACUCCAACAGAAAAAAGGCAGACUUUUGUAGACUUUCUUUUUGUUGAUUGCUGUUUGACACUUGUGUUUUUACCACAUCAGAUUUCUUUAGAUUUUUUUGGUUUCUGAAUAAUAAUGUUCUGAGAACAUUCAGAAACCAUAGAUAUGGACAUUAUAAGAACUGCUGCAAAGCGUUAUUGUUGGGAUUCAUGCCACGUUGCCUUCAUGCUAAAAUUAUCUAACUGCACUGCAAGAUCAUAAUAUAGCACAUGGUACUGAUUUAAGUGGCGAAAGAAAAUAGACCACUCACGACGAGCGAAGGGAACACUCAUUGAGAUGCAAGGCGAUUGACAUUCCUGAAUCAAUCCUCCCACUGUCUGUUACAAAAUAGGUGGAAACCUGUACUCCAGAACUCUUCGUUGAGCUUUUAUUUGUUUAACAACUGAGAGUGAAUUAAGAGAUAUUAUUUUUUUAAUACUCAUUUAAUGAUGAUUGUGGCUUGUUGGCAUAGGCCUGUCGUUUAAUGUCGAUUUGCACUUUUCAUUGCAUUCAAAGGGCAUACUGAAGCUUUUUUCAUUUGCAUGAAACAUAUGCCAGAAAGUUUACAAAUGUGAUUUUGGUAUGUUUGUUUACAUGGAUGCUAUUGUUAACAGACAAACUAAAAUGACUUGUGCAUUUGUACUGAUAAAACAAUCUGUGUGGCCUUGGCACUAAAAGCAUUUAUCUUUUAUUUUUUCACCAUUUAUGGCUGAAUUUGUGCACUGUGCUUACAUUUACAUUACAUAGCAAAAAAGGGAAUAUGUAAUGUUUUUGAAUUGUAUGCAUUCUUGAUAAGUGUUUGUGCUUAAAUUCAGUGUGGUUUGUGAUGAAUAUUGUGUCCGUGUUUAAGAGCUCCCUGUUUUUCUAUUUGAAAGCAAAAAUGUUCUUAAACAUGCACUUCCAGGUAAUUAAUUUUGAAUAUAAUGUUCAAUGCUUACAAAAUAUAUUAGAAGUAAAGUUGCUCUUCGGUCAGGCAGGUCCAUAGCUUAGCUAAUUAAAGCUUCCAUUUUUCCAUUUCAGGGUCUGAUGUGUAUGAAAUUGGUAUACAAGUCAAAAUGUGCAAUAUUCUCUGUUAUACAAGUGUGUUUCCACAGUUUUGUAUUCUUAGCUUGUUGCUAACUUUUGUACAAUGAUUUUUUUAGGUUGUCUGUAUUGUCACAGUAAAAAAUUACCGUUGUUUGUUUUUCCUCUUAAAUCUGUUGAAUAAAUGUAAUUUUCUACAAA
Molecule: messenger RNA, 3148 nt
Organism: Xyrauchen texanus (razorback sucker)
Lineage: Eukaryota; Metazoa; Chordata; Actinopteri; Cypriniformes; Catostomidae
Product: arrestin domain-containing protein 3-like
Exons: 8
Coding region: 212-1447 (411 amino acids)
Biological process (GO): protein transport
Cellular component (GO): cytoplasm
Source: RefSeq, a predicted model, not a curated record